Messenger RNA from Momordica charantia (bitter melon), 1629 nucleotides. Lineage: Eukaryota; Viridiplantae; Streptophyta; Magnoliopsida; Cucurbitales; Cucurbitaceae. The record is from RefSeq and is a predicted model, not a curated record.
AGUAACCAAGUUUGAAAAGACUGAACAAAAAAAUGGAACAGAUUAUAUCCGCGUGGACUUCCGAUUCCAAUUUCAUCUCUCAAAUCGAAAUCCACACCCUAUAAAAUCCCACUUUCUUCCGCCUCAAAUCACCCCAUCCACUCAUCUCUCUGUAGAUUUUUCAACCGGAGAAGGAAAAAAUCUUCAAAUCUUCAAAUCUUCGAGAAAUCCCCUGUUUCUGGGUAUCCAUCCGCCAUGGAAAUGAAACUCCAGAGCUUCUUCUUCCAUGCUCUGCUUCUCCUCUCCCUCUGCCUCUCGGCCUCUGCUCAGAGUUGCAGAAACUACAAUGGAUUCGCCAAMAACGAAGUCUUCGCGGCAUGUGUGGAUCAGCCUGUACUCAAMUCCUUCCUCCAUUGGACCUAUGAACAAUCCAACAGCACCUUGAGAAUCGCCUUCAGAAGGCCUUCCACCACACCCACUACAUGGAUUGCUUGGGCCAUUAAUCCCCAGAGCCUCCAAAUGUUCGGAUCUCAGGCCCUCGUCGCCUACCAGAAUUCCUCCGGCGUCCCCCAUGCCUACACUUCCAACAUCGACUCCCCUCUUCCCAGCCUGCAACAGAGCCCUCUCAGUUUUCCGGUUCCGGAUCUCAGAGCCACUUAUGUGAACGGCGAGAUGACCAUUUUUGCGACCAUGCGGCUUCCCGCCGGCUUGACCACCGUGAACCAGGUCUGGCAGGAAGGUCCGAUGGCGCAGGGUGCUCCGAUGGUCCACGCCACCACCGGCGAUAACAGAAGGUCGGUCAAUACCCUCAAUUUGCUCACCGGCUCCAGCACUGCCGCGGUGGAUGCUACUCUGAAGAAGAGAAAUACUCAUGGAGUGUUGAACGCGGUUAGUUGGGGGACUUUGAUGCCGAUGGGAGCCAUUUUCGCUAGGUAUUUGAAGGUGUUCAAAGGUGCAGAUCCGGCUUGGUUUUACCUCCACGUCGCUUGCCAAGCCUCCGCCUACGCCGUCGGAGUCGCCGGCUGGGCCACCGGAAUAAAACUCGGCAGCGAUUCCCCCGCCGUCCAGUACAACGUCCACCGCAACAUCGGAAUCACCCUCUUCGUCUUCGGAACUCUUCAGGUUUUCGCUCUGCUUUUGAGGCCCAACAAGGAUCACAAGUACAGAAUCUACUGGAACAUUUACCACCAUUCGAUCGGAUACAGCGUGAUCAUUCUCAGCAUCAUCAACGUCUUUGAAGGUUUGAAGAUCUUGAGUCCUGACAACAAGUGGCGACGGGUUUACACCGGAGUCAUCAUCUUCUUGGGUGCGGUCGCCGUCGUGCUCGAAGCCAUUACCUGGUUCAUCGUUAUCAAGAGAAGGAGAUCCAACUCCAACAAGUUCCCACACAACAUCAAUGGAGCAACUGGCAUCAAAGGAGAAAACAGGGUCUAAUUCUUCCCCUGUUCUAGUACAAUCAUUAUUAGAUUCCAUUUGUUCUUCUCAAGUUGCUAUAGAUUUCUGAGAGAUUUUGUUUUUCUUUGAUUCUCAUGAGUGAUAGUUAGAGUAAGAGUGUUGUAUUUGUUCUUCUUCAUACUUCUUUGUAUAGAUAGAAGGAUGUUUCCUUUUCAUAUCAUUGAUGAUUAUAUUGUAGAAUAUUGUUUCCCACUA